Messenger RNA from Lactuca saligna, 1394 nucleotides. NCBI's taxonomy places the organism in Eukaryota, Viridiplantae, Streptophyta, Magnoliopsida, Asterales, Asteraceae. The record is from the annotation of a GenBank genome assembly.
GUGUAGACAUAUUUGGCAUGAUUGUAUUAGGCAGACUCGCGUUGACUAAUUAAAUUAAUCCACUUCUUGUUCAUCAAAUUCUUCAUUGUGUUUCUCAUUUUGAUAAUUCCAAGUUCAAUAAGAAAAUUAAAAUGGUCUGCGACAAGAGUUUUUCAAGCAGUUACAUGCUGCUAAAUCAUGAAGAGGUUGGCGUUUUUGAUCUCGUUCACAUGCUUCGCUCCCAUGCAAUAGAGAAAAGGAACUUUGUCGACUGUCCAAAGGGGACGACAGAGGAAAAAUUUAAACAAAGAUGGUUAUUAUCCAUGUCUGUUUUGGCUCAAAAGAUGCUUAAAUCUAUCAAGAAACCUUUGGCUGCCAUGGGUUCGGGUAUAGAGUAUUGGCUCAAUCUUGUCUCGUGUAAUCGUAACCUUAGUGGGUUAAUCUCAAACUGGAUACGAGGGGAAAUGAUCAGACCUGAAAGAUCAUUAUCGACGUUCAUAUCUUUUACUGGAUGUCUAGAUACACGAAUUGAGUUAGAUAAAGACAUUAUUGAAUCUGGAGAUAAAGAUAGAUACAAUUGCUUGCUCUCAAUCAUGGCUGCUAAAGCAUCUUAUGAAAACCAUGCUUACAUUCAACAUAUUAUCACUGAUAUCUGGAAGAUGGAAUUAUUAGGGUCUUUUGAUUUUUGGAAUGAUUAUCAACAGAAAGCCACAACACAAGCCUUCAUACUUCGUGACAAGAAAGAAGAUUCUGACUUGAUAGUUGUCGCCUUUAGAGGAACCGAGACCUUCGAUGCAGAUGCAUGGUCUUCAGAUGUCGAUCUUUCAUGCUUAGGUGGUGCACUUGCCGUACUUUUUCCAGCAGUUCUAAUGUCUCAUAAUGAGAUAGAGUUAUUGGAUAUGUUAGAGGGUGUGUACACAUUUGGGCAACCAAGAGUCGGGGACAAAAGAUUUGGAAAGUUCAUGAAAGAAAAUUUGGGGAAAUUUGACGUGAAGUAUUAUAGGACUGUUUAUAGCAACGAUUUGGUGCCAAGAUUACCUUAUGAUGAUUCCACCAUGAUGUUUAAGCACUUUGGGACUUGCUUAUACUUCGAUAGCUUUUACAAUGGAAAACUUAUGGAGGAAGAACCAAACAAGAACUAUUUUUCGCCAUUAUCAGCUUUACCGAAGUUGAUCAAUGCAAUAUGGGAGAUCAUAAGAAGCUUUAUGAUUCCAUAUACACGGGGAGCAGACUACCGUGAAGGGUUUGUACUUAAGAUGUAUAGAUUCAUCGGGUUAAUGAUUGCAGGAGUACCAGCUCAUGGACUUCAAGAUUAUGUUAAUGUUGUGCGUUUAGGAUCAGAUUUGUACAAAGAUCCUAGGUCGAUCGGUGAUAACGAAAUAAAGCUUAUGAUCGAUGAUGAAACCUCUAAGUAA